UCUUUGUAGCCAGGUGAAUGUUUUACUUUUAUGUUUGAUAACUUUGAUUGUUUUAAUUUUUAUACUUAACUUAUCUCAUUGAAUUUUUAUACUUAACUUAUCUCAUUGAGUUUCUUUGUGACAGGUCUCCUUAUUGGCAACAAAUGGUUGAUGCCAUUACCAUAUGCGGGGCGGGGUUCAAAGCCCCUAGUGAGAGUGAUUUGAGGGGACCCAUUUUGUCUCAAAUGGUGGAUGAUGUGAAAAAGGAUUUAGAUGAACAACGCCACAUAUGGAGCACUAAAGGUUGCACCAUCAUGACUGAUGGUUGGACGGAUAGGAGAAAUAGAACUCUCCUUAAUUUUCUUGUUUCUUCCGCAGGGGGCACCGUUUUCAUCAAGUCCAUUGAUGCCUCCGCCCAUUGCAAGAAUGCCACCUACCUAUGUGAGCAGAUAGAGGAGGUGAUUGAAGAUGUGGGUGAGGAGAACGUGGUACAGGUGGUGACCGACAAUGCAGCAAAUUAUGUUGCUGCGGGUAGACUAUUGAUGGAGAGGCACCCAUCUAUAGUUUGGACUCCAUGUGCUGCUCAUUGCAUUGACUUCAUGUUGGAGGAUAUUGGAAAAAUCCCAUGGGUCAAGAGAUGUGUAGAAAGGGCAAGAAAUGUCUGCAAAUUUGUAUAUAAUCAUUCAUGGGUGUUGGCUCUUAUGAGACAAUACAUAGAGCAGAAGGAGUUGCAUCAUCCAGGAAUCACAAGAUUUGCCACAAACUUCCUCACAUUGCAGUCCAUGCUUAGGUCUAAGCCUGCCUUGAGACGUAUGAUUGUUGGUGAGGAGUGGUCUUCCUCAUCCUAUGCUACCACCCCUGUAGGGAUAGAGAUGGCAGACUGCAUUUUUGAUGAGCAAGGCUUUUGGGUCCCUUGUGAUGAGAUAGUGAAGGUAAUUUUUUUAUAAAUUCUACAAUUUAGCUUCAUGUUUUAUAAGUUAUUAUA
Cryptomeria japonica (Japanese cedar) is the source of this 964-nucleotide messenger RNA. RefSeq lists its product as uncharacterized. The record is from RefSeq and is a predicted model, not a curated record. Bases 144 to 926 code for a protein of 260 amino acids. The transcript is spliced from 3 exons. Lineage: Eukaryota; Viridiplantae; Streptophyta; Pinopsida; Cupressales; Cupressaceae.